This is a messenger RNA of Trematosphaeria pertusa, 528 nucleotides long. RefSeq lists its product as uncharacterized. Lineage: Eukaryota; Fungi; Ascomycota; Dothideomycetes; Pleosporales; Trematosphaeriaceae. The transcript has a single exon. The record is from RefSeq and is a predicted model, not a curated record. Bases 1 to 528 code for a protein of 175 amino acids.
AUGCAGAAAAUUCUCGACCGAUACAAGCAGCCGAGCUCGCCAGCCAGCCCUCGACCAGAUGUCGCACAGCUGCAGCGCACGAUUACUGAGCUUGUCAGAAAGAACAGCGACUUGGAGGCCGACCUGCGCGUUGCCGUGGAUGAAUACAGCGAGACUAUAGCAGAGAAUCAGAAGCUGAAGAAGCAUGGCAAUGCGCAGCAAGUGCGAGCUGAGAAAGCCGAGAAAGAGCUGGAGACGCUUCGAGCGAGCAAACAGUCUGCCGAUGAGCGGGUGUUGGUUGAGCUGAUGUAUGCCGAUGCCUUGAGCCAGAAAGAAGGACAAGCGUUGCUUGAUCUGCAAUGGGACACAAGGCGGACGGCAGAAGUCGCCGACCUUCGCUAUCGGAUUACUAGAGAAGUCGUCGAGAACAUUCUUCUCCCUGCAGCGCACUACGUUGAGAAUCUCAGCAUGGAGCGCCUUGCACCUCCAGAUCGAUUCGCAAAUACGAAAAGCAAGCCGGAAUCGUCAAGCGCGCCAGCGGUAUCCUAA